Penicillium soppii is the source of this 558-nucleotide messenger RNA. RefSeq lists its product as uncharacterized. Lineage: Eukaryota; Fungi; Ascomycota; Eurotiomycetes; Eurotiales; Aspergillaceae. The record is from RefSeq and is a predicted model, not a curated record. Bases 1 to 558 code for a protein of 185 amino acids. The transcript is spliced from 2 exons.
AUGUCUUUUGGUCUACAUGUGCACUUGCAUCUGCAUCUCAUACUUAUCUCCAGCCCUGGCGCCUCCAGCCCUAGCGACAAGCAUCGAGAUCAUAAUGAUGGCCAGCCCUGGUGCAACCAGCCGAGACUAAUCUACCAAAAUCCCAACCCUUCUAUCCAACCCAAUGCCAAAGACAUUCAUCAUAGCUGUAACUGGCGACGUAAUGCUCGGCCGCCUAAUCGAUCAACUAAUGCCAGAGCACAACCAAAGCCCCACGACUCAUCAUCAGCCGAAAAAUUCAAAGACGCACACCCAGGCCUCAAACAAAAGACCUCUUCCUCACCAUGGCCCACAACCCUCCCCCUGCUCACCUCCGACGACUUAUCCCUCAUCAACCUUGAAACAACAGUAACAAAAUCACCCACCCCGUACCCAGACAAAAGAUUCAACUACCGCAUGCACCCAGCCAACAUCUCAAUCCUCCACGCCGCAAAAGUCUCCUACGCCAACCUAGCAAACAACCACGUCCUCGAUCUCGGCGAAGCAGGCUUCACAGAAAUUAUUGGAUCAACGCCCUAA